CGCGGGUAUCUGUUCUGCAAACCUAGAAGCUCAGCAGCCACGCAACACAACACAAUACAACAUGCUGGCUCAGCGCAUUGCCAAACUUCUCCGCCUUGGCACCUCUGGACACGCAGCUGUGGGGAGGGGACGUCCCGGGCUGACAGCGGGCAACUUGGAGCUGGGGAGAUGCUUCAGUGACAGCCCGAAGCCAGAAAGCACAGACCAGGGCUCUGCAGACAAAGUGAGGCUACAUUUUAUUAAUCGGGAUGGAGAGAAAUACUCGGUCAGCGCCAAAGAAGGGGAAAGUCUGCUGGAGGUUGUGAUAAAUCAAAACAUUAACAUCGAUGGCUUUGGGGCGUGUGAGGGCACCCUGGCCUGCUCCACUUGCCAUCUAAUCUUUGAGAAAGCAGCGUUUCAGCAACUGGGUGAGAUCACUGAUGACGAGCUGGAUAUGCUGGACUUGGCCUACGGACUGACUGACACAUCUCGUCUGGGUUGCCAGGUGUGUGUGAAGAAAUGGAUGGACGGCCUGACGGUCCAGGUGCCCACGGAUGUCUCAGACAUCAGGAGAGAACUGGAAGUGGAGAAGCAAACGAAACAGUAGUCGAAGCACAUGACCUGCCCUGCAAAUAUUAUCCUGGCCCUGUUAAAAGAGGGGAGGCCUUUACUUUCCAGACUGAAAGCAAACACCCUAAACCAACAAACCCCAUUUCUGAGUUCAUAUAACUUGCUGUGCCCAACAAACUCAAGCAUACGGUGGCUUAAUAUGACCGCUUAGUUCAGAUUAUACAUGGAUAGAAUCACUUGGGUCAUCUAACCACUUAACCAUGUGCAACACAGCCCCAUUUUAGCCCCCAUUUAGGCUGUGGUGCCAGGCCAGCUCCUGAAAGGGGUUCUGUGCUCAGAAUCUGUAGCCUCACCUGAAUUGGGAUGAAAAAUUGGUGCUCUGUGGGGCUCAUUUCUGCCAGAGGGAUUGAGAGAGACUGCUAGAUGUCUGCCGCUUCCAAGGAAGCUUCUUUGUGGCUUGACAGAAUUGAUGGGAGAAAGAUUGUGAAGUCCCAAAGUAGCAGCCCGUCCAAGCCCAUCAGUUGGGGGCUACAUUUAUCCCCUUUGAAUGGGCUGGGAUGUGUUCUUACUUGCAGCGCCCCCCCCCCAGUGGCCAUUCUGUGAGGCAGAGGAGGAGCAAGACUCACCCCAACUGAGCCAGCGAAAACAAAGUCAAGCUCAAUUGGUUGGAUCACGGGACCCAUCUCCGAGUCUGGCCCUGUGGUCCCCUUGGAGAUUUCCCUUCCACCAAGUCUAGUCCUGCUUAAGUUCCGAGCCCAACUUUGGCUCUUCUAGACUGGAGGCCAAUCCUCAUUUGAGCUGAUCCCUUGGAGAAGAAGAACACGGAAUUCCACAGAUGUGAAGUUAGAGAGAUGCAGUGAAUGGUUAGGGUCUGUUCCUGGCUAUGAAGUCCAUUGUUCUGGUUUUCACUGUGGAUUAUUUCUUUGCAGUGUGCAUUUUUAUUGUACAUUUUCACAAAGUAUAUUCGGAAGAAUUUCCCCUUUACAGCUACUCAUGUCAAAUAUUGUUCUGUUGGAAUGGUAGAAAUAAAAACUUUCAAGAAGAUACCUAGCAAUUGUCAGAUGGGGAGAUGCAACUUUCUGUAGGUGAAAAUCUGUAUCACCUGGGAAGGCAGUUAAAGCUCUGCACAGAGUAUAUUUACACUACUGUAAAUUGAACUAACUACUGAUGUCAAGACUUUCUACCUUUGUGAAACUAUAUAAUACGAAACUAUAUACAGGAUAUUAGAAGCACUUUUGGAGUCUCCCUGUGAAAUCUCUGCUGCUCUUUAGGUUUGCCAAUUGCCGGGAUAAUUGUUUCUCACAGUAAUUAAUCAGUUUUUUUUAAAAAAAAUUCCUUGAACUUGUAGAGAUUUAGAUAGUCUAGGAGAGAAAAGGGACAUCAAAAUGGAUGUAUUCUGAACAGCUUGAUACCACUGGCAAUCUUUAGAAAUCAAAUAGUAAAUUCUGGAUUAAACACUUAUUUUUAAAUGCAGUUUUUAUAUUUGACAAUGUUUAUUCAUCACAUCAACAUCUCUUUGCUGUAGAAAGGUCCUUUACAUUUCACUGAGGAUGAUUAAAUAAAUGUUUCUUGGUACUGUU
Molecule: messenger RNA, 2129 nt
Organism: Pantherophis guttatus
Lineage: Eukaryota; Metazoa; Chordata; Lepidosauria; Squamata; Colubridae
Product: adrenodoxin-like
Biological process (GO): P450-containing electron transport chain
Cellular component (GO): mitochondrion
Molecular function (GO): electron transfer activity; 2 iron, 2 sulfur cluster binding
Source: RefSeq, a predicted model, not a curated record